Bemisia tabaci is the source of this 7255-nucleotide messenger RNA. RefSeq names its product CUB and Sushi multiple domains furrowed (gene fw). Lineage: Eukaryota; Metazoa; Arthropoda; Insecta; Hemiptera; Aleyrodidae. The record is from RefSeq and is a predicted model, not a curated record.
CCUAGAUGGUUCGGAGGACCAUGGUCUAUCGUGCUAGUGUCUCGCCCAGUUUUAGGUUAUCCCACGGAAUUCGCUCUUGUGUUCCCCUUAGCGGGCUUCAGCUGUGAUGUGCGCCUAAAUGGUCGUUUUCUCAGUGGGUUUGCUUCAAAUUUGUGCGCGCGCGAGCUUCUGACGUGCGCUUGACGCUAUGGUGAAGUUAAGAAAUUGUGUUUUAGUGUUGUGCCAACGGAUCAGGAGUGGAACCUUGCUUCUCAGCUUGCUGUUCGUCAGUGGAUAUCUAACUAAACCAGUGGGAUCUGACUCAACAUGUGGUCAUCCUGCCGUACCUGUGAACGCCAAAGUGUCACUCCCAAACGGAACGCUGUCUUCGGGGACCCUCGCUACCUACACUUGCGAUGACGGUUACGAAAUUUUUGGAUCGUCAACGAUAACAUGCGGUACCUCAGGAACAUGGCAAGGAGAAAUGCCAUUUUGUGGGACGAAUAUCGCUCUGCGGCGACCGGCGAACCAAUCGACGACUGUGCGAGGCGGAGCCGCCGGCAACGCCAACGACGGCGAGAAGACGACCGUCCACGAUGGAAAGAGAUGCACCGAGACGAUGAAAGAAACCUCCCCGUGGUGGAAGGUCGAUCUACUCCGCCCUUAUCCCAUCAAAGUUGUCCGAGUCACUACCAGAGGGUGCUGCGGACACCAACCACUUCAAGACUUAGAAAUUCGCGUCGGGAACAGCACUGAUCUCCAAAGAAACCCAUUGUGUGCUUGGUUCCCGGGAACAAUCGAGGAGGGCAUAACGAAGACUUUCACGUGCGCAAGGACCCUGGUCGGACAGCACGUGUUCUUGCAACUAGUCGGGGUCGAAGGUUCUUUGACGCUUUGCGAAGUCGAAGUGUUCUCAACGGACGAGUUCUCGAACGACCGGUGCGCCCCGGUGGGGGUGGGGAACGACGUGGAGCUGGCGGCGUUCGACCACACGUGCUACGAAUUCAACGUCGGCUCGGGGCGCUCGUUCGAAGGGGCGCGGGAGCAGUGCAAGUCCAACGGCGGCGACCUCCUCCACGGCCUCAAACCCAUCACCAACUCCUGGCUCCUCACCGAGCUCGACCGCCGGAAAGAGCGGCUCAAGACCCAGCUCGUCUGGAUCGGCGCCCAGAGGGAGCCCGGCUACACCUCCAGGACCUGGAAAUGGGUCAACGGUGAAGUUAUCGCCAAGCCAUCCUGGGGUAAAGAUCAGCCUAACAACUACAAUGGAGAACAGAACUGUGUUGUUCUCGAUGGUGGAAGGAACUGGCUGUGGAAUGAUGUUGGGUGUAACUUAGAUUAUUUGCAUUGGAUCUGCCAACAUACACCCUCAGUUUGCGGUAGUCCAGAUAAAAACCUGAAUACAACUAUCGAAGGAAAUGAUUUUAAGGUGGGGAAGGCAAUAUCUUACCACUGUCCCGAGGGACAUAUGCUUGUUGGUGACCAUAACCGUACAUGCAAGUCGGAUGGAUUUUGGUCUGGAUCUGCACCUACCUGUAAAUAUGUGGACUGUGGGAAGUUAGGUAAUAUCGAUCAUGGGGAGGUCAAGCUAACUGAUGGAAGAACAACACAUGGUGCCACCGCAGUCUACACUUGCGCAACAAACUAUACACUCAUGGGAAAUGCGCAAAGAACAUGUGGAGAUGGCGGAGUUUGGACUGGUGACUCUCCUCAAUGCCUGUUUGAUUGGUGUGCAGACCCACCACAAAUAGCUGGAGGGAUGGUGAAAACAUCAAGCAAGCGCACAGGCUCAAUCGCAUCAUACUCAUGCGAACCAGGCUUUAUUCUCUUUGGACAACAUGAAUUGACUUGCGGCCUGGGAGGAGAGUGGUCUGGCAAAGCCCCAUCUUGCAAAUACAUUGACUGUGGAGCGCCACCAAACAUUGAUAAUGGAAAAUAUCAGUUAUUAAAUGGCACUACAACUCAUAGCAGUUUGGUUGAAUAUUCUUGCGCGGAAGAUUACUGGCUUGAGCCCCCAGAAAAUCGGCGGCAAAUUUGUACAAGGGAAGGCAAAUGGUCAGCAGAGCCACCGUCAUGUGAACUGAUCACUUGCCCAGAGCCUGAUGUGCCUGCCGGAGGAUUUGUGGUUGGGUAUGAUUUCAAUGUCCACUCAGUAAUAGAAUUCCAUUGCGAAGCAGGUUACCUUCUCCGAGGAAAUCCGACGCUAACAUGUACCGUUCAAGGAGAAUGGUCUCACGAGCCUCCAACUUGCCAAUAUGUGGAUUGCGGUAAACUACCUUCUUUACCAUACGGUUCAGUUAAUUACCUCAAUGGCACAACUCAUCUGGAGAGUGAAGUUGUGUACAGCUGUGUCCAUAAUUACCGCAUCUCAGGAAAUCCGCGCCGGAAGUGUUUGGAAUCCCAACAUUGGAGUGGCUCUGCCCCUAAAUGUGAAGAAAUUAGAUGUCCUGAACCAGUUCUCGCUGAACACAGCAUUCUGUCAGUCACUGGCAAUGACAGGGUCUAUGGUCGUACGCUGAUCAAAACGUCUGACUCGGAAAGAUCAACCGCAACCUAUAAAAUUGGAGCUCUAGUUAAGUAUCGCUGUGAAAGAGGCUACAAAAUUCAAGGAGACCCUCUCAGCACCUGUGAGGAUACUGGACUGUGGAGUGGAGCUGUACCAGAGUGUGUCUAUGUUGAUUGUGGUAUGCCUGAAGAAGUCAAUCAUGGAACUUUCAAUUUGGCCUCAAAUGUGACCUACUAUGGAGCGGCGGUGCUUUAUGAGUGCAAUGAAAAUUAUGAAUUAGUUGGGCAUGCUCGGAGAUUAUGCCUGGAAAACGGAACAUGGAACUCAGAAACUCCUAAAUGUGAAGAAAUACACUGCAAAGAACCUGAAACUGAAGGAGGGCUGACUGCCAAAGUCUCCAUGUACAAUGUCGGAGGAGUUGCGCACUAUUCUUGUGCACGUGGACAGCUCAUGGAAGGCAAUUCCACAAGAAUCUGUCUCAAUUCUGGAAAGUGGGGUGGAAAACUUCCCAAGUGUUCUUACGUUGACUGUAAACAUCCUGGGAAGAUUGAAAAUGGAAGAGUGAUCGUGAUGAACUCUUCUACAAUUUACAACAGCGCAGUUGAAUAUCACUGCAUUCCCCAGUACCAGCGAAUUGGACCGUAUCUCCGCAAGUGUUUGGAGGAUGGAUCGUGGUCAGGAGAACAACCUCGCUGUGAAAUGAUGGCAAGCGAAGCCAGUGAAUCUCAAACUGUAGGAUAUGCAAUUAGUGUAGGAAUUGGAGUCGUUUUGUUUUUACUCAUUUUAUUGGGACUGCUUUUUUUAAGACUGAGAAAAGAAACGCCGGUCAAGAACACAGAAAAUGUGGAAGGCGCAAUAAGGAAAGAAGAACAGGGUGCAGCUGUAACGUUAUACGCGACUUUGAACGGCAAUGGACAUCCGAACAACAUCUAUGAUAACAUUCAUGACCCUGAAAGCAUGUACGAUUCUCCGUAUGAAGAGACAAGUCAUUAUGAACUUUCGCCAACUGCCAGGAGAAAUAACAGUGCCCAAGUCACAAUUAAUGGGGUUGCUGUUCGCUGAUUAGGACUUAAUAAAUUUUAGGAAUAAAUUUUACUAUGAAGAUUUGCUUGGAAUACAUUUUGGAAAACAUGCCCCACAAAUUGUUAGAUAUUCAUAUGUAUGUACAAGAGAGAAAAUCGAAGUUCUCGUCUUUGAAUGUACUUAUACGUUGAUCCAGGCUCAAAUCAUGGAAAUAUUUAGGCCCAAACCUCACCGAAGCCUUUUCAUUUAUGUUGGUCAUAAAGGUAAGAAGCUGUAAGGAUUUUAAUCCUGCAAAAGUUUCAUCUUCUGAUGCUGGGAAACAGUAUGUUUGGUAUUUUCACAGUUUUGGCAAUGAAUAAUUUCCUAAACUUCUACAUCAGCUACUUGUAUUUAGUUUUCUACCUAAAAAAAGUAACAUGAAUACUAAAACUAAUGAAAAAAAGGUAAUGAAGUUUAAAAAAGAAACUCAAAUUUUGAAACUUCAGUUGUCAAAAUAAUGAAUUUUCACAGGGAAGAAAAUUCCAACCUAAUCAACAAAUCAGCAGCGCAGAUCCAAGAAAUAUCUGCCCCUCAUCUUAAGAAAAAUCAAGUCAACGGAGUUUUUAGACAUUUUCAAUGUAAUUAUGUUUGUGGUAAAAAAUUAAGAAGUCCCAUCUAGCACUCAAUUGGAGAUGGGAAGUCUCCAAAAUUGCAAUCCAUUUAAGAAUUAAUCAGACAAGCAUAUGGUUUUCCCCGAUAUCUAACAAAGCCUGAAAUGAAGUCAACUUGAGGAUGGAACUCCCAAACCCUUGUAUCUCAGUUUGCAAUAUCGCAGACUUCCCGUCAUGUUUAAUUUCUUCUAUAGAAAACUUCUCAAUGUCAAUUCUUUGAAACUUCCAAUAUUUCCCUUCUCUAUGUGAAGAAAAUUCUUUGAAAAAUUCAAGAAAUUAUGUACGUUGAUUUGUUCUCCUUCGAAAAAAUAAAAUGGGAGCAGAGAUUUCAACACGCAAACAAGAUACGUGGUUUGGGACUAUCCUUGUCAAACUCCCUCGUGCCUUCAGGGUAUUGUUCUGGGAACUCACCUCUGUGAGAUUGAUUCCAAGCAAACUUUCAAUGUCAGUGGUGCCACUUGCGGCAAACAGUCCAAGUAUCCUAUUGAAGAAACUUUGAGUAUUUUUGCUGCAAAUGGCGGUACUGCUCAGUACCCUGUGAUCCUAUUUUCUUUGUUUUAUGUUUAUUUUGUACAUACAUUAUUUAUAUAUGUAAAAAUUUGAAGUUCCGACUGCAUAGAAUAUGUUAUUUCAAGGGGCUGUGUUUCUUUGUGCAGUUAUUAAUGAAUGGGUUUGUCACCUGUAAGAGAUAGAACCUAGUGAAUAGACCUUUUAUACUGCCGUGCUGAGGGAAAGUGCCACAUGAAUCUUUAGGUGUUUCCAAAUUUUUUUUGAUUGACAAAAUUAUAAAUAUCUUCCUCCAAUUUUCUAGACAAUUUUGCAUAAGCUGUAAAUCUCAAGGAAAAACAUGCUAAACUUUCCUCCAAAAUAAAUUUUAAAGGGGGAAAUGUAGUAACAUUUGAAGGCUACCACUUGUCGUCCUUCCUUAGCACGGUAGCAUAAGUAAAAUCACACGAAAAUUACAAUGAGCCUAUCAAUCCAUUCUGUAGUGCCCACUUUGUAAAGUUUACAAGCUGCUUUUGCAAAUUUUUUGUGACCGCGGACAGUUUUUCGUAGUCGUCAGUAGCCAGGUCUGCCAUAAGAGAGAUUUAAGCAAAACCUAGCCGAAAUAAACAACCAAUCUUACAGACUUUUUCUGAGGUAUAAUUUUAUUCAUUCUCAAGAAUUUGUUCUCUCUCCUAAUUUCAUUGUGUUGCAAAAACUAAAGCUUUUAAUAAAUUUAUAACAGCUUGUUUUUUUUGUUUAUUUGAGCAUCUCUCUCUCUAGAUAGAUGUAUAUGCUAACCGCUGAGAAUCCUGUGGAUCCGGAAAAUUUGGAAAAAGUGUGUUCCUAACUCAGCAAAUUGCCCUCAAAAGAGUGGAUUUCAGAAUUUCUUGGUGUGGCCAUAGUAUUUUCUGUGCAAUUUUACCAUUUGAAAGUCCUUACUUCUAGAAAAAAGCUGUAUCUCUUGCAUGCAACAGACCCACUGUAUCACUUCAUUUCCUUCAGUUUGUAAGACUUCCCUAUUCUUAUCACCUGCUCCAUUAAUAGCAUUUCCUCUUUCUUUCUCUGUGUUACAGUAGCAUGUAGAAUAUAGAUUAAUUUCUGUCCGAAUGCACUUUAUUUCAGAAACUUGACUGUCCCUCUCUUCCUCGUCAAAUUUUCAUUUAGAUUUCAGCUUUUUUUUAUCCUCCAACUUUUUUACAAACCAUUUCUUUCCUGUUUUUACAUCUAAGUUUACAGAAAAAUUAACGUAAAAUUUCUUCCUCAAUUAUGAUUGUAUCUGUAAUUACUUUAUACUAUGGCAUAAUAUUUUCAAAUGAUUUUUUCCUCACAAAUUUUUGCUCACUAUUUUUUGUGUCUUUAGUUAUGCCAUAACUUUAAGCUUAUUGUGUGUAUUAAAGAACUUAUGAUUUGUAAAUUUGUAAAGGUAAGGGUAGUUUUCGCUGCUUACACUGUUCUUUCUGCAGGAGAGAUUACAUGUAUCAAGACAAGAUAUGAAGAAUUAUCUUCAAUAUAUUCGCUGGCUAGCAGUUUUUUCUUUUUUCUUUUUUUUAGAAAUUUAUUCACAAACAUAACAGUUAGCCAGAAAUGUCUGAAGCAUAAAAUAAUUUCAAUUCAUAUAAUUUUCCAUGGGCGUGAAAUCUAAGAACAAUAAUUGUUUCCUAUGUACAUGACUGUAAUUUAGAACUGACCAUGUAAAAGGAGUUGGGCGUUUUUCUUAGUAUCAAACUUGACUAGUUGAGUUUAUCUCCAGUAAUGAUUUCAUAAUACCAUACAACAAAUUAAUUUUCAAAGUCAUUUUAAUCACUCAUUAUUAUCUGGGAAAAAAUGAAGAAAUGAAAAUCUUUUUAUGCUCAGUCUCUGAAUUUUAUCGGACAAGGAGUGCAAGAGAACUCUUUUGUAAGAAUUUUGUCAAAAAUUCUGCAAAGUCAUGCAAUUAUUUGUUAUCAGGUAUGCACUAACUUUAAUCUGUUAAAACAAGUCUAAAAGAAUUAUGCAGUUUUUGCUUCUGCAAAUCGUAAAAGGGUGAAAUCCAAAGUCGAAAAUGCCAAACUAAUUUAUGUUAUAAUUUUGCCUAUUUUGGUAUGUUAGGAAGACUGUCUUUCUCUGUUUCUUUUUGGUUGUGUAUGCCUGUGUACUUUGUAUUGUCUGCAACGCAGAAUUAUUCUUGUAUGGCAAACUGCUAUGGCCAUCUUUUAUUCGGAAGUCGUUGCACCCAGCAGACAUUUAAAAUUCUGAUAAAACCGUUUACAAGAUAAAUCAUGGCGCAAACAUUUUGUAAAAAGCUGAGAGUUAUGUUUCUAAAUUUGAUAAAAUGAAAAUACAAAAAUGAAGGUGUCGCCACAAAAGGAUGAAAAAAUCAAGAGAUUGGAUAAAGUAGUUAUUGCAGAAGCUUCUUUUACCUCCCAGUUUUAUACUAGUUUAGUGUCACUAUUUUUUUGCUAUAAAUAGAGCCUCAACUAUUUUAAAUGUAAAUACUGUAGAUUUUGGUACGUUGUUUGUUUAAGUGUUAUUUUUUUCAUAGAAACUUGUAAAUUUGUGUGCAAAAUUGUAGAUAGUAAUGUGAGAAGACCCAUUGUUAUAAAACUAGUUGAAAUAAAUAUUCUCAACAGAA